GUCUGCUUCUGUUGGUGAUGUACCAUCACCGGAAGAGUUGUGCGUUUGCGCCGUCUCUCUAAGCUAGUUAGCUAACGUAGUGAUCGGGCCACCGUACAAACCGUAUUAAGACAAAAUGGCAGGGUUGCCUCGGAGGAUCAUUAAGGAAACACAGCGCCUACUGGCAGAGCCUGUACCAGGGAUUAAAGCCGAACCAGAUGAAGGGAAUGCCCGCUACUUCCAUGUGGUCAUCGCCGGGCCCCAGGACUCCCCCUUCGAAGGGGGCACCUUCAAACUUGAACUCUUUCUGCCAGAAGAGUACCCCAUGGCAGCCCCGAAAGUUCGGUUUAUGACCAAAAUCUACCACCCCAACGUGGACAAGCUGGGUAGAAUAUGUCUAGACAUUUUAAAAGAUAAAUGGUCCCCAGCGCUGCAGAUCCGUACAGUCCUGCUGUCCAUCCAGGCUUUGCUCAGUGCUCCAAACCCAGAUGACCCUCUCGCAAAUGAUGUGGCAGAGCAGUGGAAGAGCAAUGAAGCCCAAGCCAUUGAAACAGCUCGGACAUGGACCAGGCUGUACGCUGGAAACAACAUUGAAGUCUAAAAAGAAAGAAAACCUGAAAAAAAGAAGAUUUAGAGCGUGAGUGUAAAGUGCUCUCGUUCUGCCAAGAUCCUACUCCUUUCUUCGUUUGCAUUUAAAGGACACUGUCUCAGACAAAAUGUAAAAAAAAAUCAUUAAGCAAAAAACUACAGAAUAUAUAUUAAGUAAGAAAAAAUACAACCACACCUUUACAGACUACUGCAGACCUUUUGGUUAUUUCAAGAGGCGUUAGUGAGGCAUUGGUUCCUCGUCCCACAUUCACAGCACCCAAGGCUUAUAUAUCGCUUGCUACACACCACACGGUUGUUUUCUGUAUCUCUGUGGAUGGGUCACCAUAUUUUGACGCCCCAGCCUUGCUUUAGGCCCACCGGUGUGGAGGUUCCAAACAUGGGUUAGCGUCCUCCAUUAUCCCGAUUAAAUAACUUGAAUCAUGUAGGGGUAGUUGGGGUGUUGGUGCUACAUUUAUGGGGAAAAAAAAAAAACAUUGACCACUCUCUUAAUGAAAUGGCUGCUACCGGACAGACUAUGCUCAUCACAAAAUGGCUGUUACUGUCUGUAGCGCUUCACCCUCAAGCUGCUCUUGUAUUUGGAACCCCAUUUGUAGAACUUGCAGUAUAGGUAGUAACAAGGGAGAGGGAUGGUCAGCUAGUGGCCUUCUGGGCAGGGUUAAAAACAGAGGGUGGGGUGGGAUAGGAUGUAGGAUGGGGCGGGGGGGCCUGCAAAAGGAUGUACUUUUUACUUUGUUUUAAUGUUUUUCCCCCUUACUCCCUUUCUGUGAAGCCUAGGUUCAUUAUACGCAUGCAGUUAACCAGCUUAGAAUUUGACCUUACAGACAAUGCUGUGUGGGAAUGUUGAGAAUGAUGCUUGUCCUUUUUUUUUUUUUUUUUUUUGUUUUGUUUUAAUUAUUAUUGUCCUUUUUUAUUGGGGCUGAGGAUCCAGUCAGUGACAUUGAAACUGUGUGGGGGGAGAGGCACACUGCAACACUAUAGCAUCAGUAACAUGCCGAGCCCCCUGUAGGCUUGUGUGGCUUCUGUACGGCUCUGUCUGUCUGGGGAAACUGAAAACUGUAAAUGUUAUGUUUUAGUAAAAUAUUUUUUGUUAUGCUA
Molecule: messenger RNA, 1683 nt
Organism: Alosa alosa (allis shad)
Lineage: Eukaryota; Metazoa; Chordata; Actinopteri; Clupeiformes; Clupeidae
Gene: ube2nb
Product: ubiquitin-conjugating enzyme E2Nb
Exons: 4
Coding region: 116-580 (154 amino acids)
Biological process (GO): DNA damage tolerance; protein K63-linked ubiquitination
Cellular component (GO): nucleus
Molecular function (GO): ubiquitin conjugating enzyme activity
Source: RefSeq, a predicted model, not a curated record